Molecule: messenger RNA, 2136 nt
Organism: Lathyrus sativus (Indian pea)
Lineage: Eukaryota; Viridiplantae; Streptophyta; Magnoliopsida; Fabales; Fabaceae
Source: the annotation of a GenBank genome assembly
AUGAUUGUUUCUGCUCUUUUGACAUCCGUUGGAAUAAACACCGCUCUCUGUGUUUUGUUCUUCACACUUUACUCUAUAUUGAGAAAACAACCUAGUAAUUACAAAGUCUAUAUACCAAGAUUGCUUGCUGAAGGAGCUUCACGAACAACACCUUUCAAUUUGAAACUGCUUAUACCUUCCCCUGAUUGGGUUGCAAAAGCUUGGUCCCUUCCCGAAGAACAAUUAUUCUUAUCGUCAGGUUUAGAUGCUCUUGUUUUUAUGCGUCUCAUAACCUUCAGUUUGAAAAUAUUUGCUUUUGCGGGGGUUAUUGGGAUCUUUGUGCUUCUUCCUGUCAAUUGUUGGGGAAAUCAGUUACAAGAUAUUGAUAUUCUUGAUUUUGCUGGCAACUCUUUAGAUGUGUUUACUAUAUCAAAUGUAAACAGUGGCUCUAACUGGUUGUGGGUUCAUUUUUUUGCUGUAUAUGCUGUUUCUGUAUUCACAUGCUUUCAACUUCAUCAUGAAUAUAAAUACAUAGCUUCGAAAAGAAUUUCGUAUUUUUAUUCCUCCAAACCUCAGCCGCAUCAGUUCACCAUUUUAGUUCACAGUAUUCCAACUUCGGUAAGUUGCAGUAUCAGUGACAGUGUUGAGAGCUUUUUCAAAGAGUUAUACCCGUCUACGUAUCUCUCACAUGUCGUUAUUCGCCGUACAAACAAAAUCCAAAGUCUCAUGAAUAAGUCGAAGAGUUUGUAUAAAAGGGUUGCUCAAUUACGUGCAAAUCGUACUCAAGAAAAGUAUAAACAUGGUGGUAGUGUUCUUGGACUUUUUGAAUCUAAAGAUAGUCUUAUAGAUCAUUAUGGAAAGAAGUUGGAGGACAUUGAGGAGACUGUGAGAUUGAAGCAAGCAGAGGCAUCAUUGAUAGCAGAAGAGGCUCGAGCUGCGUUUGUGUUCUUCAAGUCGCGUUACGCUGCUGCAACUGCUUUCCAUUUGCAACCAUCAAUCAAUCCAACUCAGUGGAUUACCGAGCCAGCUCCGCAACCUCAUGAUGUUUACUGGCCUUUCUUUUCUGAAUCUUUCAUGAAACAAUGGAUUUCUAAGUUGGUGGUUAUAGUUGUGUGUAUUCUUUUCACAAUCUUGUUCCUUAUACCAGUUGUAAUCGUACAAGGGCUUACCAACUUGAAACAACUAGAAGUUUUGUUUCCAUUCUUGAAAAGCAUUCUAGCCGUAAAAUUUGUUACUCAAGUGAUUACAGGAUACCUUCCGAGUCUUAUUCUUCAGAUGUCUUUGAAGUUGGUGCCUCCUGUUAUGGGCUUUCUUUCCUCCAUUCAAGGAUACAUUUCACACAGCGAUAUAGAAAUGAGCGCAUCGAAAAAAGUACAAUGGUUCACAGUAUGGAAUGUUUUUUUCGCAACCGUAUUUUCUGGCUCGGUUCUCCAUCAGGUCUAUAUCAUCCUUGACCUGAGGGAAAUUACUGGUAAACUAGCUGUUGCAGUCCCGGCGCAGGCGUCGUUUUUCAUUACUUACGUUGCGACUACCGGAUGGACAAGCGUUUCAUCGGAACUAUUUCAGAUAAUUCCUCUCAUUGUCAGUUUGAUGAAAAGACCCUUCACAAAACAAGAAAGUGAAUUGGAAGCUCCUUCUAUGGCUUACCACAGAGAUCUUCCAAGGAUCCUUUUCUUUGGACUUCUUGGUAUUUCCUAUUUCUUCUUAGCUCCGCUAAUUAUACCGUUCCUCCUGGUCUAUCUCUGUCUUGCAUACAUCAUUUACCGAAACCAGUUCAUAAAUGUAUAUACAGCAAAGUACGAAACUGGAGGGAGAUUCUGGCCUAUCGUACACGAUUCAAUGAUAUUUUCUCUAGUUCUUAUGCAACUCAUUGCAGUGGGAAGUUUUGCUUUAAAAAAACUUUCCCCAGCUUCGACAUGGACGCUUCCUCUACCAGUACUCACUCUUAUCUUUAAUUAUUACUGUCGAAGACGAUUCUUGCCUAUAUUUACCGCAUAUUCAGCAGAGAGUUUGAUAAAGAAGGAUAGGGAAGACGAAAACGAAAGCGCGAUGAAUGAAUUUUACAAUGAAUUGUUAUCUGUAUAUAAAGAUCCUGCUUUGUUUCCAAUUCAUCACUCAUCAAGUAGUGAUAGUCUUGUUAGUCCACUUUUAUCUUAA